Messenger RNA from Poecile atricapillus (Black-capped chickadee), 2595 nucleotides. It is a transcript of the gene DYNLT3, whose product is annotated as dynein light chain Tctex-type 3. Gene Ontology annotation, cellular component: cytoplasmic dynein complex; cytoplasm; kinetochore. Gene Ontology annotation, biological process: microtubule-based movement. Gene Ontology annotation, molecular function: dynein intermediate chain binding. The coding region runs from base 121 to 471 and encodes 116 amino acids. Lineage: Eukaryota; Metazoa; Chordata; Aves; Passeriformes; Paridae. The record is from RefSeq and is a predicted model, not a curated record. The transcript has 5 exons.
CGCCCCGCCCGCCCCCGCCCGGUCCAGCCCUGCCCGGGCCUGCCCGCCCGGCGGAGGCGGAGCCGCGCAGGACUCUCCGCAGCCGCCGCUGCCGGAGCCGCCGCCGCCCGUGCCGGGGCCAUGGAGGAGUUUCACCCCCACAACGAUGAGAUGAUCUUCAAUGCUGAUGAGGCCCACAACAUUGUUAAGGAGUGCAUAGAAAGUGUUUUGGGCAAGGCAGAUUAUAAUCACAACAAAGUCAACCAAUGGACUGCUGCUAUAGUAGAACAGUCGCUGACCCAUCUGGUGAAACUUGGGAAAACCUAUAAGUACAUUGUUACCUGUGCAGUGAUGCAGAGGAGUGGAGCUGGUCUCCACACAGCAAGCUCAUGCUUCUGGGAUACCACAACUGAUGGAACCUGCACAGUGAGAUGGGAAAACCGAACCAUGAAUUGCAUUGUCAAUGUGUUUGCUGUUGCUAUUAUCCUGUAGCUGAGUGGAAGAGAAAAGAAGCAACACCGAAGCCUUUAAAAUAAUAAAUCAUCCUAACAUAUGGCUAGAUAUUUCAAACUAUUAUUUGUUUCUGUAUGAGGAGCAUAUAGAAGUUCUCUACAGAGAGCAUACAGUCUAAGCCAGUUCUCAUAGAUUAGUUACCUGAAAGCUAGCAAAAGAAAUUUAAUAUAUAUUAAAUGUCUGUAUCUAUCUGAAGAGAAAAUUUUUGUAAUUUAAAUAUUUAGAAGUAUGUUAAUGAGAAGUUGACACAAAGAUAGUAGAAUUUAUGUCAAAGCUAAUAUCAAAGAUACUUUAUUCCAGAGGAACAAAACACAUCAAAGAAAUGUCAAAGGGCAAGCAAGACCUCUCAGGAUUAUGGUGCCUUUGGGAACAAAUUAUGAACACAAUUCAGAGUGGAUAUACUGUAAACAAUACUGGUUCUCCAUGCUUGAUUAAACAGAGCAGACUUUCCCUUUGAAUGCUGGUGCUUGUGAAAUUGCAUGAGCAUCGCUUUUUGGUCAAGCAUGAAUGUUUACAUGGACACUAAAUCCAGGUAAGCUUUUCCCCUGGAGGCAGAGGAAGACCUUGCUGGGACAGAGGUGAAAUAUACCCAGUGCUAGCAGAAUUCUAAUUUGUCUUCAAAUUAAGAGCAUAAUACUUGUUAGCAAUUCAGGGAAACAUGCUGGGGAUCUGACACCAGCCCUUAAUUCAUCGUUUAUAAAUCUGAAAACAUUCUGAAGGUACUUAAAUUUGAUUUUAUUCCAUGAUUACAGAAUUUGUGGCAAGCACUUUAUUGAUUCCUCAUGCAGUAGCCAAGAGCUAGGACAAUAUGACUGCACCCAUCCUCCAAGUAGGAUUAAAGUGAUCAGUGAAGGCACACACAUUUCUAGAGGCUCUUGUUAGCUUUGAAAGCAUUUAUCAAAGUAACAUAUCUGUUCUUUAUAAGAGUUUCUCUUACGUUCUCUAAGUCUAGGAUUAGUCCUGCGAAAUAAAGCAGUUAAGUUUUCAGCACUAAGAAUUCCCCUCCUUUAAAGACUUAUGCAAAUUCUUAACUUUGCUCAUCUGAUGAGUCUUAACUUGAAAUAUUCCACGUGGAAGAAAAGCAUUUGCACACCUGCAAGUAUUUGCUGGAUUGGGGCCUACAUUUUUCUUGAUAAAUGCACAAAUUAUAUGAUUAAGAAAUGUAUCAAUACCAAAAAUGCCUAAAUGAUUGCUGCCACUAAGUGGCAGCUGCAUUAAGUUGUUUUUUCAGAUGCUGCUUAAGGAUAGGAUUUUUUGUUUAUACUGUAUGUCUUUGUAAGAGACUGGUAACAGCCUAACAGUGCUGUAGGGCUGUUUUGAACUUCAAGAAAUUAAUAUUAAAGCGCUAUUAUGCAGUUCUGUUAGGUUUGGGUUGUUUUUCAGACAACUGACUAUUAGUUAUACUAUUGAAACAAGUGUCCUGUGCAAAGAGCAAGCUAAAGAAUAUUUUACUGCUUAAAUUGUGUAUUUGUAUAGCUAGUGUGACACUACAGAAGGAGCCCAGUGUAUGUGUAGUUUACAGUACUGUUCAAAAUAUCAUGCUUUGCAGACAAAUAAAAUCCUGCUUUUACUGAAGUGCAAGUAAAUUUAAUACUGCAUUUGCCAAAGGCAAGUGUUGUGUGAAGAUGUGUGUGUAUGUUGUACUGACCUUCAAAUGUAGAUUAAUAAUUAAGCGUUAUUUGGGUUAGGAUAGAAAUUUCUGAAUUAGGUUCCAGCUAAGAGCCAAAUUCUGGAACUGACAAAAAUACAUUAGUUAACUCAUAUUUGGGAUUGUGCAAUGUGAAAAGAUAUGUGGGGCAGCAGCUGAAAAAAGGUUUGGUAUGAUCAGUAUGGUAAAAGAAAUGGGAGAGUAGAAAAAGUGGUGGCUGUUGUGCCCCUGUCAUAGGUAUUGAGGUACAAUGAUCAGAAGAAAUAUUCACAUAGCUUGUAAACUCAUUUGGUAUUUUUGCUUUACUUGAAAACCAGAUGCACUGAGUAAGACUAUCAGCUUAAUGAGGCUUGGUAAAGGUCCUCCUGCAGAAGAACCUUAGAAAAUACAGCUUAAUUAUAUGACUGUUUCAUUUUUCUUUCUACCAAAAAAAAUAAAGUUUUGCCUUAGUUGUA